AUGGAAACCGCAACUAUGAAAUUCAACAGAAAAUCAUCAUUUUCCAUCGCACACAUUUUAGACGAUAAAACACACAGUUCUAAGAAUCCCACACCUCCGAUGGCGCACAGUAAUGCCAUUGGCGCUGAACAUUUGACACAGCACACAAAAAUUAGCAGCUCAGCAUCCGUCAUAACAGCGAGCCCAAAUGCGGUUGCUGCUGCAAUGCAACCACGUAUCGGUGAACCAGUGCCUCCAACAAUUGUCAAUCCCAUCGCGUCCACGACUUAUUCCACGACGCUUCCGCCCAAUGCGCAAUACGCAUUCAAGCACCUGCUGCUCAAGAGUGAUCACGCCGCAGCUGGCGGUAGUCCGCUGAUGGUGUCGCCUGGUGCACUACGCUUUGAUCCCGUUUACGAUCCCGCUUCUCUCGUCUAUCAACAAGUCUUGAAUAUGCAGAAGAGCUCCGCAUUAUUUAUGCCACACUUUCAGGCGGCGGCAACUGCGGCUGCGCUAACGCCGUCGGGUUAUUGCGAGCAGUAUAACCCAUUCAUGGAAUGUGAAGGUAAUGGUAAUAGCAGUCGCAGUGGCGAUGGUAAUGUAGCGGUAAUGUUAAUGGUAUUGGUAUUGGUAAUGCUGAGGUCAUUGGUAAUGGUAAUGAUGGUCGUAAAACGUGGCAAUGGUAGCGAUAAUAAUAAUGAUAACGAUGAUGGUAGCGGAAAUGACACUCGUAGUGGUCAUUACCAUGGCCCCUAA
Rhagoletis pomonella (apple maggot) is the source of this 735-nucleotide messenger RNA. RefSeq lists its product as uncharacterized. The record is from RefSeq and is a predicted model, not a curated record. The coding region runs from base 1 to 735 and encodes 244 amino acids. The transcript is spliced from 2 exons. NCBI's taxonomy places the organism in Eukaryota, Metazoa, Arthropoda, Insecta, Diptera, Tephritidae.